Messenger RNA from Salpingoeca rosetta, 2727 nucleotides. RefSeq lists its product as uncharacterized. Gene Ontology annotation, cellular component: plasma membrane; cell wall. The coding region runs from base 232 to 2550 and encodes 772 amino acids. The transcript has a single exon. Lineage: Eukaryota; Choanoflagellata; Craspedida; Salpingoecidae. The record is from RefSeq and is a predicted model, not a curated record.
CGUCAUCGGCGUGCACAGCCCUGUUGUUAUUGCCGCUCUCUUGCUCACUCGCGCUCCUCCUGUUGAUAGCACGCAUCCAACACACACGCCCGAACAACAUACACAACACACGCACAAGUGCACAAAAGCACACACAAUACACACGCACAAGCGCACAAAAGCACACACAAUACACAACACACGCACAUACGACACCAUACGCACAUACGCACAGCACGCACACACACAGCGAUGCCGCGCGUAUUGCCUUUGUUGUUCGCGGUGGCGUUUGUGACUUGCUGUGCCCCUUGCACAUGCGUCGCCGCAACCACGACGACGACGAUGACUUGCGUGCCAGACAACUUUGAUCAACCAGCUGCAUUUGUCACAUCCACCGCAAACCCGUAUCCCACGACUUCGUACCCCACUGAAGAAGUCUUCACCACGAGCCCGUACCCAUAUGGCACCACCAACCAAAACUCAAACACCCCGCAAGGCACCACCACUCCACACACAACGACGCCGUCCGUGACAACAACGACCACAGCAGCAGCGACCAACGCGGCGCACAGCAACAACUUCUUCUUUCGCGCCUCCCCCAUCUCCGGAGACACCACACCGUUCAACGCCACCAUCUGCGAGGGAGACGUGGACUGGUACGAGAUCGAACUGUGUGCACGCGGGCACCUGGACGUGAGCUUGAGCACCUAUGGCACGGGCAUCCGCGCUGAGCUUUAUACCGCCGAUGGCGCCAAAGUAUCGACGUCUCUUUCCUCCUCUCUCAGCUUCGACAACGGCGAAAGUGUUUCCGUGGUCGUCGUGUACCUGUUCGUGUAUGGCCACGGCGGCGCGCAGGGCGAGUACACCGUGAGCGUUGAUAUCGACUGCACAACUUGCAGCGGGGCCGGCGUGUCCGACAUCACGCUUGACUGCUCCAACGCAGAUUCGCGUUCCGCGGUUGCGUCCUUGGGCGCGUGCGAGGUGGCGCAGGUGGUGGAGUGCUGCUGCGAGGAGUUCUACGGCCUGCAGCGCGUGACGGGGUCCGUGACCCUGGCCACCACCACGACGGCGCUUCAGUUUGGGCAGGUUACGCACAUUGGCGGGUCUGUGAUUGCCCCCGGCAGCGGGGCGCAGCCUGGCGUGCUGUCCAUAGUUGACUUUGGCGGCCUCGCCUUUGUCGGCGGAGAAGUGAAGAUGAAGCACAACAGCGUGAGCAGCCUGGACUUUGCGCGCGUGGCACAUGUUGGAGGCGACAUCCGCAUCAACCACAACCACAUGCUCAGCGUGGCGUUUGGCAGCCUAACCCACGUCGGCGGGCACCUUGCCAUGCACGACAACGCGCUGUCCAGCGUCGACUUUGGUGCGCUGCUGUACGUGGCUGGCAACCUGACCCUGUACAACACGCUCCUGACCAUGCUGAGCUUUGCUGACAUUGCGUGGGUUGGCGGCGACGUGGUGUUGCGCUCCACGCCCAUAUCCACGCUGGACUUUGGCCAGAUGACACACGUUGGCGGCACGCUUGACAUGAGCGCCAACUCUGUCAGCGCGUUGGAGCUGGCUGGCAUCCAAUAUGUUGGAGGUGACGUGACCAUUGCCAGCGCGCCGCUGACCACCCUUGACUUUGGCGCCCUCACUGAAGUUGGCGGCGGCUUCGAGUUAACGUACUGCUCGCUGCCUGCCGUGGACCUCCACAACAUUGCGCGCGUGAACGGCAGCAUCCGCAUCAGCGCCAACAGCGUGACGAGCGUGGACCUAAACAGCCUGACCUUCCUUGGCGGCAGCCUCACCCUCAGCCACAACAGCGUGGCAACGGUCGACGUGGGCCAGCUGCAGCACGUGGGCGGCGCCAUCACCAUCCACAGCACCCCGCUUGCCAGCAUUGACAUGAAGAACGUGACGGUGAUUGGGGGCGGCGUGAACAUUUCGAGCGUCAGCCUGCCCUCGUUUGCGCUCCCCGCUGGCAUGACCACGCUGCCCUCCAGCCUGCGCAUCGAGAGCACGGGCCUAAGCAGCAUCAGCUUUGGCGGCGUCACGCACAUCGGCGGUGACCUCAUUCUCGACAACAACGCCCUGUUGCACCUUUCCCUGGGCAGCAUUGUCUCAGUUGCGGGCACGUUCUCUGCGGCGGGCAAUGCUAUGAGUACGGCGGCGUUUGGCCAGCUGGCGACUGUUGGCGGCGACAUUGUGCUUGGCGGCAACUUGCUGGUGACGAUUGACUUUGCCAGCGUGGCUGCUGUUGGUGGCAGUGUUGACGUGCACGGCAACAGCCUCUCCGUCGUGCAGUUUGGAUCGCUCACGGCGAUUGGAGGCAGCCUGGACCUCUCGAGCAACGUGCUGGCCAGCACGUUUUCCUUUGGCUCGCUGCUCACCAUUGGCGGUGACCUGGAUCUCAGCAGCAACAGCCUGCAAGGUAUCAACUUCAGCUCCCUCAGCUCCGUUGGCGGACAGCUGCUGUUGCAGAGUAACAACCUGUUCAGCCUGACGUGCAACAACCUCGGCACCUGCCUCUGUUUUGACUUUGGAUUUGCACCGCUCUUGUGUCCCAGCUCAUGUCCGCCUUGCUCAAAGUGAUGUGAUGUUUGAAGAGGGAGAAGGGAGAGAGCCAGGGAGGGAGGGGAGAUGGUGGGGAGUUGUGUGUGUUUGUGCAUGUUUUUUGUGUGUGUGUGUGCGUGUGUGUGCGUCUGUGUGUACAUGCUUCAAGUUGCCUUGCUUUAGUGGUACACGUGUGAAUCAAAGGAUGGAAACGAG